AGCUAGAGUCAUUGUGACCCGUGAUGUUAGUACACUUGAGAUGCCGACAUCAAGCACGAGUUCAUCAGCUGAGCAGUCGUGUCAUUUUGUCUACCUACAAUCAUAGCGUGCAAAAAACGGACUGCCCAAAGCGAUCGUUCCUCAAAGUAUUUUAAACGUUGCACGUACACACCUUCAUUUAUUCCUGAUCACUACAUACUAGUAUCAGGAAACACUAAUGUUUCAUCACUGUGGCCGAUGCAGCAGCCCAGACUGUUCGGAUCAAACGCGUUACGAUCAAUUGCAUUUCUUCCGAGUAGAUGAUCAGCAGCAUGAGAAUGGUGACUGUGGCACAAAUAGCAACAGCGGCAAAGUGCGAAAUCUGCUUGUUCAUUGUCAGUCUACCCGAAAAAUAAGCACAGACGACCCUGCAUCUUUCACACCACAUUAUAAAAGAUACUAUGACGAACUAUAUGGAAAAUUCGUGGACAGUGUGGACAUGCAAAAAGUGCCAUCCACAUUUGGGUCACUGUUUACCAUAAAUGAGGUGAAAGGACUUGACAGUGUUCAACAAAGUCUCAACAAUUGCAAGUAUUCCUCAUUACUCCUGGAGGAGCAUAGGGCCGCAAUAACACCUUGCCAGUGGACCUGGUCUUGGACAGCCCCAAAACCAUGUUGGGCCCAUGAGGUGUUGCAAUGGAAACUGUUGCCUGAAGGAUGCAAAGAAAAAAAAUUAUUUCAAGGCCAGACUGAAUCUAGUUCACAGGCUAAAGAUGACAAGCACUUACAAGCUGAGAGUUUAGACCAGAAGGCAUCUAAAUAUUGUGGUCAUCAAUCCAGUCAUGCAUCACAUCACCUGUUGGAAUGCCAAACACCAGUAACUCAGAUGGCCUCAUGCAGUGGGAAGAGGAAGAUUCCCUGUCAAGAAUUAGACACAGAGGAGCAAGUCUGUGAAAGGGAAGAAAGGCCAUCUCAGCAGAACUUUUUCAGAACAGCCAGAGAGCAAUAUAUUACGGAUAUCAUGAAAAACUCUGGGCAAGACCAGGGGACUUUAGCUUGUUCCUACAGACAGGGAAAGAAGUCACUAGGGACAAGGAGGGGUCCAAAUAAUAGAUUCAUUCCACCUGUUAUGGGAAGAGGCAUGGAGAGCACUGGUGGUGUUCUUCAGAGAGAUAACCAGUGUCCUGUUGCUGAGAUGGAACCUGAUGACAGACUGAAAAGCAUUGACCCGAAGAUAAUACAGCUUAUUAAGAAUGAGAUAAUGGAUCACAAGCCGCACAUGAACUGGGAGGACAUUGCUGGCCUCAGCUAUGCUAAGAAAACAAUAAAAGAAAUUGUUGUUUGGCCUUUGUUGCGUCCAGACAUCUUCACAGGAUUAAGAGGACCCCCUAAAGGACUGUUACUCUUUGGACCACCAGGCACAGGGAAAACCUUAAUAGGAAAGUGCAUCGCCAGCCAGUCCAAGUCAACUUUCUUCUGUAUCAGCGCCUCAUCAUUGACAUCCAAGUGGGUUGGAGAAGGAGAGAAAAUGGUUCGAGGACUGUUUCAAGUAGCUCGGUGCUACCAGCCAGCAGUCAUCUUCAUUGAUGAAGUGGAUUCCUUGCUGUCUCAGCGAUGUGAUGGGGAGCAUGAGGCAUCACGUCGCAUCAAGACAGAAUUUCUAGUUCAACUGGAUGGUGCUGCUACUCAAGCGGAAGAGCGACUUCUGAUUAUUGGAGCUACCAACAGACCACAGGAGAUAGAUGAGGCUGCAAGGCGUCGCUUUGUGAAGCGCCUGUAUAUCCCUCUUCCUGACAGUGAAGCCAGGCAGCACAUUGUCAGCAGAUUGAUGGCAGAACAGAACUGUCAGCUGACUGAGUGGGACUUUAUCUCUAUCAGUCAGCAAACUGAAGGUUUCUCAGGUGCAGACAUGGCCAAUCUUUGUCGGGAGGCAGCCUUGGGACCUAUCAGAAGUAUACCUUUUGAGCAGAUGGAGACUAUUUGUGCAAGCCAGGUGCCCCCAAUCACUAUGAGUGAUUUUGCAUCAGCUCUGCUCCAUGUACGACCAAGUGUCUCUGUCAGCGAUCUUGAUGUCUACAUCAGGUGGAACAACAGUUUUGGGAGUGCCGGAUAACUGUUUUAGUAUCUGUAUUAGCACAUUAUUUACAUUAGUCCACAGUAUUCACGUCUGGUAACUUUAGCCAACAGAUUUUGGUUACUAUUAAGCAACAUUAACAAAUGAGCUGUUGGCGUAUUCAUGUAAGGUAAUGUCAAGGUUUCUCACUGAUAUUCUAGUAGGGCAGUGUGAAGGUUUCUCACCGAUAUUUCACUCCUUAAUCACUUUCUGUCACUGUGUUCAAUAAAUGACAAAGCAAAUCUGAA
Messenger RNA from Pomacea canaliculata, 2340 nucleotides. RefSeq names its product fidgetin-like protein 1. Bases 218 to 2092 code for a protein of 624 amino acids. The transcript has 19 exons. The record is from RefSeq and is a predicted model, not a curated record. NCBI's taxonomy places the organism in Eukaryota, Metazoa, Mollusca, Gastropoda, Architaenioglossa, Ampullariidae. Gene Ontology annotation, molecular function: ATP binding; ATP hydrolysis activity; microtubule severing ATPase activity.